This is a messenger RNA of Rhinopithecus roxellana (golden snub-nosed monkey), 3005 nucleotides long. RefSeq names its product sorting nexin family member 21 (gene SNX21). Gene Ontology annotation, biological process: protein transport. The record is from RefSeq and is a predicted model, not a curated record. Lineage: Eukaryota; Metazoa; Chordata; Mammalia; Primates; Cercopithecidae. The transcript is spliced from 3 exons. Gene Ontology annotation, cellular component: early endosome membrane. Bases 384 to 821 code for a protein of 145 amino acids. Gene Ontology annotation, molecular function: phosphatidylinositol phosphate binding; protein binding.
GAGCCCAGCGGAGCCCUGCAGAGCCCGGCCGGCCUCCAUGGGCUGCGGGGGGCUGCACCCGGACCCUUGGGGCGCGGCACGCCCCUGAAUGCACCGUGGGACGCAGGAGGUAGAGGCGCACCAGGCGGCGCAAGAGACGUCCCGAGCCCCUCCGGGCAGGAACGCAGUCCUAGGCUAAGUGGGUUGCGGGGAAAGCGAAGCGAGCUGGAUCCCCUGGUUCGCAGGACCUCGGACUGCCAGGGGCUGGGGCCUCCGCGCGCUCCUCCUCUCCGGUCCGGGCCCCGCCCCUCCUCCUCCUGAGCUGGGCUGGGAUCCUCCUCCUCCUCCUCCUCCUCCUCCUCCGGGACCUGGGACACAGCGUCGCGCUCUCCCCCCAGGGUGCCAUGGCUUCCCGGCUCCUGCACCGGCUGCGGCACGCCUUGGCAGGCGACGGCCCCGGGGAGGCGGCGGCCAGCCCAGAGGCCGAGCAGUUUCCGGAGAGCUCAGAGCUGGAGGACGACGACGCCGAGGGCCUGUCCUCCCGACUCAGCGGCACCCUCAGCUUCACCAGCGUUGAGGACGACGAGGACGACGAGGACGAGGACGAGGACGACGCGGAGGCUGGCCCUGACCCGCUGCCCCUCGGGGAUGGGACGUCAGGAGAAGACGCAGAACGGAGCCUCCCACCUGAUGGGCAGCGGGGCAGUCAGCUCCUGGCGCGGCAGCUGCAGGAUUUCUGGAAGAAGUCCCGGAACACCCUGACACCCCAGCGGCUGCUCUUCGAAGUGACCAGCGCUAACGUUGUCAAGGACCCGCCCUCCAACUCUACACCCUCGCCGUGAUAGGCCCAGGGCCGCCAGAUUGCCAGCCAGCCCAGAUCUCUCGCCGUUACUCGGACUUUGAGCGGUUGCACCGAAACCUGCAGCGGCAAUUCCGGGGCCCAAUGGCUGCCAUCUCCUUCCCCCGUAAGCGGCUGCGCCGGAAUUUUACUGCAGAGACCAUUGCCCGCCGUAGCCGGGCCUUUGAGCAGUUUUUGGGUCACCUGCAGGCAGUGCCUGAGCUGCGCCAUGCCCCAGACCUGCAGGACUUCUUCGUGCUGCCAGAGCUGCGGCGGGCACAGAGCCUAACCUGUACUGGCCUCUAUCGUGAGGCUCUGGCACUCUGGGCCACUGCCUGGCAGCUGCAAGCCCAGCUGGGCACCCCCUCUGGCCCAGAUCGCCCCCUGCUGACCCUGGCUGGGCUGGCCGUGUGCCACCAGGAGCUGGAAGACCCUGGGGAGGCCCGGGCAUGCUGUGAGAAGGCCCUGCAGCUGCUUGGGGACAAGAGCCUCCACCCUUUGCUGGCACCCUUUCUGGAGGCCCAUGUUCGACUCUCCUGGCGCCUGGGCCUGGACAAACGUCAAUCAGAGGCUCGGCUCCAAGCCCUGCAGGAGGCAGGCCUUACCCCUACGCCACCCCCCAGUCUCAAAGAAUUGCUCAUCAAGGAGGUGCUGGACUAACCCUUGCCUAGAUUUAAGGCCACUGUGAGGAGAGAGGCUGCCCCAGAAUGCAGGGGAAGGACCCAAUGAGGACAGAAUAGCUGGGAGCCCCUAGAAGUUCCAAAAGAGAAUGUGAAGCAGAUCAAGGAAACUUCUGUUGAGCUGGGCUCAGGAUGAGCUUUGGCUGGGGUUGCCCUGGUAUAGUACAGGGAAGAAGUCUGACACGGUCUCUCCAGCUUAUAAACAGCCAAGGGGCUGUGGCACAGGUCAGGGGCACUGUUCCCUUGUUGGUGGGCCCCCAAGCUGGCGAGGCCUCCUGGUUGAAGGCCAGGGACUCUGCCCUGGAGUCCUGGAGUUGAGGGAUGAAGGCAAGGUCUGGCCCAGGGGAAUUAAAAGCCAGCCACUCCAGUGGUAUCAGUCUCUUUAUUGGAUGUGAGAGCCAAAAGGGACUGUAACUGCUGUCUCAGGAAUGGGGAUAGAUGGGAGGUUAUUGAAGCCCCAGGCCAAGCUGGUACCUCUGGCUACAGCUUGCUCUCUGAGACCUGGGGCUUCACUCGGAUCACGCCCUCCUGGGCACAGGUCACAGCUAGGACUCCAUCCUGACGCCACAGCCGCCCAUGGACCAGCCCCCGAGAGCCACCUGUGGGUGAGGUGAAAGGUGAGGAUGGCCUGCUUCAGAACAGCCAAACGCAUUUCUUUUUUUCUGAAACAGAGUCUCACUAUGUUGCCCAGGCUGGUCUCAAGCUCCUGGGUUCAAGGGAUCCUCCCGCCUCAGCCUCCUGAGCAGCUGGGAUUAGAGGCUUAGCACAGCACCACGCCCGACCUCCAAGUGGACUUCUUGAAAAGGGUGUGACCCAGGGCAGGGCUGCCCCACACAAGGGUGCGCUGAGUGUCGUGGCUGCUCCAAAUGCCCCUUCUUGAGCUUAUUAUGGACCAUCAUUGAGGGGUAACUCCUCCCACAGGAACCCCACUUGACAGUUUAAAAGCACUUUCACACCUCUGCUCGCUUCCUCAAAAAGAUCACGGAGGGAGGAGCUCUGAGAACAGUCUCCUUCAACUGCUUGGCCAAGCAGAACUGCUAUACCUCUGGCCACUUGUGUUAGGGAACCUAUUGGCUCCCUGUACAAUAAAUCAAGCCACAUCCUCCAAGUGGUAAUUCAUGAAAAAUAUCCCCACUACCACCACCAAGGGGAAGAAGGGGCUCAGCAGAGAGGAAUUAAAGCCAUGAGGUCUCGCCUCUUCCCUCCCCACCUGGAGAUUCUUUCUCCCUUGCUGGCUUUGGGCCUGAGUUUGAUGUUUAUGAGGAUGAUUGCUGGUUUCCUUUACACAUAGCAGAGCUCACUCAGUUCUCACCGUAGCCAAAGGAAGCAGUUAUGUGUUGUCCAGUUUUCCAGACCAGGACUAAAAUCCAGAGAGGGUCAGGAAUUUGGUUUCAUGAUGAGGCCAAAUCUGAACCCAUGUCCUCACUUCAAGGUUAUCAAUCUUGGAUUGGGAUGCUAUUGGUACGUGAGAGUACCCCUUAUCUGAGUAUAACGAGUCCUUAAGUUUU